AGCUUAAUCUAAGGAAACUUUUAUGAAAUCAAUCUGAAACUGUCGAUAUAAAUAUAUCCAUGGAUCCCUCAAACUUGAUCCAAACACUUGUCUCAUCACAGAUACACAUUCAUAACAAUUAUUGCAAAUUCCAAUCUUUUACGUUUCUUGCUAUAAUGUUCGCUGCUGAGUACUAUAAUCCAUUUCAACAAAUUCCAUUCGCAAAGAAUGACGUGCCGGUAUCACCAAUAUCACCAUCCACAUCUCCAGUAACCCACAUUCACUCAUUGCCCGCUGAAGAUUACUUUACCAUCAAGCCAAGAUUGUCGAUCGAUAUUCACUCUGACAAGUCUGACGACAGUGAGGAAUCUGAAGAUGAAUCUCCAGAACAAGUGUUUGACGAUUACUUGCGUACACCACGUACCGACUUUUCCCCAUUGACUCCAUAUGAUACCUUCCCUUCGCCUACUUUAGAAAGCUACUUUCCAUCCAAGUCCAUGGUUGACUUGGUGAUUCCAAACUUCACCCCAUACAAGUUUCUCAUUGUCGAUGACAAUAUCAUCAACUUGAAGAUUUUGAAUCGUAUCCUUAAAAAGAUUUAUCCUCGUGCUGAAGUAACACAAGUCCAAGAUUCCACCAAGGUUAAGCCAAUGCUUGAAACUGCUACAUUUGAUGUUGUGUUUCUUGAUAUAGAGAUGCCCAAGGUCAAUGGGAUUGAAUUGGCCCAACACAUGAGAUAUAAUAGCAAAUUUGACAAGUGGGGUGUCAUUGCUGUAACUACAUUGACCUCAGCUAGAGACUUGAGGAUAUUCAAGCUGUGUGGCAUCGACUAUACUUUUGACAAGCCAAUGAAGGUUGGUUUAAAUGAAAUUGGUCGCAUCAUUGAUGAAAUCAUUGAUCAAAGAAAGUUUCAUCGUUUUACUUAGAUAUUGUACAUAGAGUUGUCUUUUUGGGUUUUAAGGUUUAUAGUGUAAUACUACAAUUAAUACAGUUUAA
Spathaspora passalidarum NRRL Y-27907 is the source of this 975-nucleotide messenger RNA. It is a transcript of the gene SRR1, whose product is annotated as Srr1p. Gene Ontology annotation, biological process: phosphorelay signal transduction system. The transcript has a single exon. The record is from RefSeq and is a predicted model, not a curated record. NCBI's taxonomy places the organism in Eukaryota, Fungi, Ascomycota, Pichiomycetes, Serinales, Debaryomycetaceae. The coding region runs from base 60 to 905 and encodes 281 amino acids.